Aphanomyces astaci is the source of this 828-nucleotide messenger RNA. RefSeq lists its product as hypothetical. The coding region runs from base 39 to 755 and encodes 238 amino acids. NCBI's taxonomy places the organism in Eukaryota, Oomycota, Saprolegniomycetes, Saprolegniales, Verrucalvaceae. The record is from RefSeq and is a predicted model, not a curated record. The transcript has a single exon. Gene Ontology annotation, molecular function: protein binding.
GCAACAUCAGCUCCCUCACUCAUUUCUUCGCCAAAGCCAUGGCAACGUCCGUGCUCCAUUCCGUCGAGCUUCUGCGAUGUAUAUGUAUAUACCAAUUGGGUAUACAUCACGACAUGAUCCCUUUCUGCCAACUCAAGCCGCGGGUCGAAAGCUAUACCAUCUACCCCUCGGAAUUCGAGGAAGUGGACGUCGUUCUCACUCGAUGGUACGCGCAUCAUGGCAUCGGCCGAUUGAAUGUGCUUCUGCAGUGCAUGGAGCGCAUGCGUUUGGUGGUGUUUGUGCAUGCAGUGCUGUAUGGACGGCAAGACGUCCUGGACAUUAUACAUGACCGGCUGCAGUUUGUGCACUUGGACCAGAACGCCGAGGCUUGCGGCAAGCCAAAGCUCGUGUACAAAUGGAAGGACUCGUUCGUGCUGGCGGCGCAUCACGGACACGUGCAGUCGCUGCAAUACCUUCACAAGAACCACUUCAAACGCACGAGCGACACGAGCGUGUGGUUCGUCGCGGCCGCGAAUGGCCACGUGGGCAUUCUCAAGUACCUCCACGACCACGACGUGGAAGGAUGGCGGCACUCGAUCAUGGAGGAAGCGAUCAAGCACGGGCAACUGGAGGUCGUCCGGUGGAUCUACGACAACAAGUCGGACAUGCAGUCGUUGGCGGUGGUCAACCAGGCCCUCGGGGUGGCCUUGGAACAUCGCCAGUUGGGCGUGGCCAAGUACCUCAACCAGCUCUGGCAUGCCAAGAUGCAUCGGUAGUUAGCUCUUGGUGUAUUCCCAACGAGUUCGACGUAUAAUUGGACUUGUAUUUAUGCGACCACCAUUCACCACG